Argentina anserina (silverweed cinquefoil) is the source of this 1080-nucleotide messenger RNA. RefSeq names its product chaperonin-like RbcX protein 2, chloroplastic. Gene Ontology annotation, biological process: ribulose bisphosphate carboxylase complex assembly. NCBI's taxonomy places the organism in Eukaryota, Viridiplantae, Streptophyta, Magnoliopsida, Rosales, Rosaceae. The transcript is spliced from 5 exons. The coding region runs from base 232 to 891 and encodes 219 amino acids. The record is from RefSeq and is a predicted model, not a curated record. Gene Ontology annotation, molecular function: protein folding chaperone.
GUUCACACACCUUGAAAACUCGUCCAGAUUCUCUCACCCACCUUCCCUUACUUGCACCGAAACACCUUCUCUUCCUUUGUUGCUCAAAAAGGCUGAAUCUUUGACUGCCCAUUUAUUGUCAUACCCAUCUCUAGAAUCUUGGCAUUCAUCCCUGAAACACAGCUACAAACAAAAUCUCUGAUCAUAGUACAAGUGCUUGUUGGCUUUGAGCUUUUAACUUGUGAGAGAAGCAUGGUGGGGGCUUUUUCUGUGAUGGGUUCAUCUGUGGUGGACUCACACACAUGUCCGUGCUUGUGUUUGGAUGCACUGCCCACAACUGCCAUGAGUCUCAGGAGUGGAGGAGAAGUGGGUUUGCAGAGGGGGAAGAAACACUUGGUGAAGCCAGGACGAGGGUCUUUGGAGUUGAGCAGCUCUUUCAUUGAUUCAGGGCAUGACAGGUGGCUCUCUAUGAAGGCUGUUCCUGGUGUGAGGAGGAAACGGAAGAAUCGGAAUGUUGGGAUUGUUAAUGAGCUUGCUGGCCAAUAUGAGGACAGCUUUGAGGAUGUUAAGACGCAACUACUCAACUAUUUUACAUACAAGGCUGUGAGGACUGUCAUGAACCAGCUCUAUGAGAUGAAUCCAACACAAUAUAGGUGGUUUUAUGACUUUGUUGUAAACAACAAGCCUGGAGAUGGCAAGCGGUUCCUCCGUGCACUUGGGAAGGAGAGACAUGAACUUGCUGAGAGAGUAAUGGUCACACGGCUUCACCUCUAUGGUAAAUGGGUCAAGAAAUGUAAUCAUGCUGAAAUGUAUCAAGAAAUCUCUAAUGAGAACUUGGAGUUGAUGCGUGAACGUCUUAUUGAGACUGUGAUAUGGCCCUCAGAUGACUCAAACACAGAGAAGAUUGGCUAAUAGAUUAUAAUGUCAUCAUAUGAUUGAGGAUUCCUUAUUAUUCCUAGUCUAGGUAUUUCUUGUUGUAUACCAAUCGGUUCCCCAGGUUGAUUAGUAUUAUUUUCUACCAAUUAAUAACUUGCUCAAUAUGUAUUCUGUAAAUUGUAUAUAGAACAUCCACCAUUUUAUAUAUCUUCCAGAGAUUAGUCA